AUGCCUCUAAAAAUGCGGUUCCUCUUACGUGUUUUGUGCCUGGUGGCCGCUGCUGGCGCCUGGCACGGUUGCAACAGCAACAACAGGGAAUUCCCUUUUGCUCUGGCUGCAGCACCUGCUGUUCCUGCUUCCUCAGGAAGUCCCGCAGCUCCGGCAACACCUGCUGCGUCAGAUGUGCAGGUUCUGACAGAUGCGAAUUUCGAACAAGAAACGCAAGCUGUCACCGGUUCCACCACGGGUGAUUGGUUUGUCAAGUUCUACGCCCCAUGGUGCGGCCACUGCAGGAAGAUGGCCCCGGCGUGGGAGGAACUGGCGAAGAAGCUGAAGGGACAAAUCAACGUAGCGCAUCUUGACGCCACGACAAACCCGCAGACUGCAAGACGAUUCAGCAUCAGAGGUUUCCCAACUUUACUGUACUUCAAAAACGGCCAGAUGUAUCAGUACAAAGGCAGUCGCACUGUAGAUGAUCUAUACGCAUUUGCAACCGGUGGAUGGGAGAAGACGCCUGGCAAGCCCAUUCCGCCAGUCCUGUCUUGGCUGGACACUAUGAAGGACGAGUUUAUGUUGGCAAUUCAACAACUUCGCGAUGUAUUCAUUCAGUUCCCCGUCCCACUUUUGAUACUGUUCUCCGUCGGGUGCAUCAUGGGCUCGAUGAUCACUUGUCUUGGCGUUGCACUCUGCACGGGAUCGAAGAACCGGGACGUAAAGGUUGCGAAAACAUCGAAGAAGAAAGAUUAG
Eimeria mitis is the source of this 738-nucleotide messenger RNA. RefSeq names its product thioredoxin, putative. The transcript has 4 exons. NCBI's taxonomy places the organism in Eukaryota, Apicomplexa, Conoidasida, Eucoccidiorida, Eimeriidae. Gene Ontology annotation, molecular function: protein disulfide isomerase activity. Gene Ontology annotation, cellular component: endoplasmic reticulum. Bases 1 to 738 code for a protein of 245 amino acids. Gene Ontology annotation, biological process: protein folding. The record is from RefSeq and is a predicted model, not a curated record.